Molecule: messenger RNA, 4507 nt
Organism: Plectropomus leopardus (leopard coralgrouper)
Lineage: Eukaryota; Metazoa; Chordata; Actinopteri; Perciformes; Serranidae
Product: fibroblast growth factor 6-like
Molecular function (GO): growth factor activity
Source: RefSeq, a predicted model, not a curated record
GAGAGAGAGAGGCGCGGAGGAGCUGCAAAACAUGGUAAUCACCACCACCAACAUCACCAUCACCAUCACCAUCACCUCCAGCUCUGCCGCGCACUCUCCCGUCUCCUCUCCUCCUCUGCACCGGGGCUUGCGUUUCAUGCCCAAAGCCCUGAUCUGCGCUCCAAAAAUAACCCUCAGCCAGCAUGCCGAAGGAAGCAAAACAAGAAGAGCGGUAUUUUUAGGGUCAUUAAUUUCGACCACGUGGCCCGAAGGUAAACCGGAUGGCCGUUGCGCAAAGGCUCCUCGUCAGUAUGUCCUGCGAGGCCGGCACGCCGCACUGGACGCUGACCGCGGUGGUUCUCCUGGGCUUUCUGCUGGGGAUCGUGUCAGCGUACCCUUUACCGAGCAGCAGGACAAAUGCAACUUUACUGGAGAAAAGAUGGGAGACCCUGUUCUCCCGCUCUGUACUGGGGAUCUCCGGGGAGAAACCGGAGCUGAACUGGGAGAGUGACUAUCUGCUGGGCAUCAAAAGAGUGCGGAGGCUCUACUGCAACGUGGGCAUCGGGUUUCACCUUCAGAUCCUCCCCGACGGCAGGAUAAACGGUGUACAUAAUGAAAACCAGUACAGUCUAAUAGAGAUCUCUACGGUGGAGAGAGGAGUGGUGAGCCUCUAUGGGGUGAAGAGUGAGUUGUUUGUCGCAAUGAACAGCCGUGGGAGGUUAUACGGAACGACAGUCUUCCAUGACGAGUGCAAGUUCAAGGAGAGCAUGCUUCCGAACAACUACAACGCCUAUGAGUCUGUGGUUUACAGAGGCUCCUACAUAGCACUCAGCAAGCAUGGCCGCGUGAAGAGGGGCAACAAGGCCACCACUGCCAUGACUGUAACGCACUUCCUACCCCGAAUAUGAUGAUCAAAAACUGGCAAUAACAAACUUAUUUGCACAUGUGGAUUAUUUCCCAGGUAACAUAAAUACCGUAUACGUACGUACAAACACAAAAGACAAAAUGGACUGUAAAACAAAGAAAUACCACUAUAUCUGAUAGUAUUUAUUCAAACUUUAUAUGUAUAUUUGGGUAGCUUCCUUUGUAUUAGAAAUUAUGGAAAUGCCAUUCUUUGCUGCUUUUAUGAUUUUCAUCAUUUUGUGAUAUGAAGGGGAUGGAGAGGCGUCAUUUAUCCCCUCAGUUUAUAUGGGUGCUUGCUGAAAUUGUUUGACUCCUUGCCCUGUCAGUGGAUGACAGUUCAUCCUUUUGGAAAUGAAAUGGAUACGUUAUUACCUCAAAGCACCAUACCUUGAGAAGAAAAGGAAGAAGAAAAAGAAAAAUGUGUGCAUGAAAUUUUUACAGAGAAGAAUGCCUGUCUACUGAAAAUUUUUUCGUUCGUUGUCAUCCAUCAAGGACUUAAGCAUUUCCCUUCCUCUAUGUUCGAUUGUCUCUGUCACUGUCAGGGCAACUUAGAGCACUUGCAAUGGCGGUGGUUUUUCUUGCUUUGUCAUGAGGUGGCGGUGCCUUGAAUUCCUUCUUGCGGCCCCCUUACCCUUGCAUGCGAGAAACGUGGUGCUCAAGUCAGAAAUAGGAAUGAAACGCAAGUCAUCACUCCCUCUGACACCACCGGGGGGCUUUAGCCCAAUUCCUAGAGGGCCAAAGGUUUCUCCACUUUAUUUUCUUUCCAUAAUUAGAUCAAUUAAGUAAUUGAGACUCUAUGCUGCACAGGACCCAGUGGAGCCUCUUGUUAAUAUGGAAAGCUAGAUUUAGAGUCAGUAUUCACACCCCCCACCCCCCAUCAUGUCCAAGGGAGCUUUGACAAUCCCAGGUUGUACUUUCACAAAUUUUGUAGCCACAUCAUCGGGCCAGAUUGAGUGUGUGAAUGUGCGUGUGUAUGUGUGGGCAUGCAUUUAUUUCAAGAAUGUAUGUGGAAUUGUUCGGUUUGAGAGCUGCUCAUUUGGAUGGUGGGUUUUAUUCUCAUUGUGGGAGGUCAAGGGGGCAUCUCUGCAUCCGAAUAGACCUGACACUUUGAAGCAACAUCUCCUCAAUUUUCGUAUAUUUCCAUCCAGUUCAAAUUGAGUUGGUGAAAUCUGUUGCAUCUGGUUUGUAGUCUUGCUAUUUUGCUAAUUUAUUUGAUUUGUUUUUGAAAAUGUUGACUUUAUAGCAAAAAUACCGAGGCUGUGAACAUACAUGCUUGCAAUUAUUUUUUUUUAAAUGCUGUAAUCUCAAGAUCAAGAGUUUAAUAUUUUGUUAUUUUGAGAUAACAAAGUUCAUAAAACAGAUUUUUUUCCCUCAUGAUUAACUCUUAUGCAGUCUUGAUACAUCAUCCUUUUGUUUUCUCGAGAAUUAAUAUAAAUUAAAGAUAUACUUUGCAGGAAUUGUUAAUUACUGUUUGUAAACAACAUCGCGAGCGAAAGUGAGAGGCAACCCCAAAUCCCUCUUGUUGUGGAAUAAGUGUUGUCGGAUUUGCAUUACGCCUCACUUUAUUUGUUUUUUUGGGCACUGUGUCUGAAAUUUUCAUAGCUUCCGUUUAGAUGUGUGCUGCUUUUGUUUUUUAUAAUGUCCUGACCUCAGCUGUGCACUGUGGUGUUACAUACCUAGGAAUGUCCCAAAUAGUUGAAAAUACGAAAAUACAAGCAAAGGCCAAAGUCUCUGCACAUAAAUACAAAACCACACCCUCUUAUUGUGUCAUACGUAAUGAUUGCGAGGGAUUACUUUUGUAUAAAUCUAGACAUAGUUGUUGGUGGGUUUUUUUAGGAAACUCUGGCAUACUAUAUCUUUAACCCAUUAUCACCAGAAAACAAACUUUGUUAUCUUGAGAAAACGUAAUAAUAAAAAUUAUAAAAAAAUUAAUUGCAAGCACAGCCGUUCUUGGCUUCUGUAUAAAAGUGACAAUGGGAGCUGUUUGACGUUCACAAGUUUGAUGAUAUUUGGCACUUAAAGUAAUGUGUUUAUGGAGAAAUGAAUGAAGUUACAGUAGAUGUCCUUGAGUUGUCAAUCUACUGUAAUGAUGGUCUGCUGCAUUCAUUUGAAAAAGUGUAGAUACACGAGUUUGGUUUAGAGAGAACUGGAACUACUUCAGAGUUCAUGAUUCUGGGAUAUGUGAACAAUACUUCAGGUUAUUCAUUCUGUCUGACGUUUAGAGGAUGUUUAUUGCGCUUAUUAAUGCCAGAUUUUUAAGAUAUGUAUGCAUUAUUCAGAUUGAUCGCUGACUCACAGUAUGGCUUCUUGUGAAAAAAAGAAAUACAAGCAAUGCUGGAAAAAGCAGUGAACCAAAGGGUUACAUUAGCAAUGUUCAUUCAGGCUUUAUGUAUGCAGCAUACCAUACUUGAAUUCAACAACUGCUCGUGCUCCUCUUUCAGAUAUUGUAGUUUUCCAUUGUGGAGAUGAGGGGUGGAGGGGGCCAAGGACAAAGAGCAUGCAAAGUUGAAGAUAGCAAUGAUGUACAGAGGACUUAUGUUGGACUCUACAUGUCGCAUUGGUUGUUUGUUUAACUUGGCGAGGAUGUGAAUAAUGUGGGGUAAAAUACCUGAGCAUCAGUCUAGUGGGCCCCUCGUUUGUUGAUGUCAGACUGGACGGUGAGCGCAGGGCCCUGGGAUUCUUGUCCCAUUCAUCUGAGCCAUUUUUGUACCAAGGUCAAGGAUACGGGCUCUCUGUCCUUUGCACUUGUGUUUUCUGGUCCAUCUCAACGACUUUUGUUGUUUUACUGAGCUCUGCACCUGUUAGGCUAUUUCUUGAUCAAGUCAUAAAUGCUUGUCUUGUAAUGUGCAAUGAAGAUUUGAAUGAUUCAGCACAUUUCUCUUACUCCUGAGCCUAUUUAAUGUUGAAGUGAGGUGUGAUUAAGCUCGAUUUUUUUUUUUAUGAUUUAUGAUUAUAUUUUGGUACUUGACCUGCAAUAUUCUGUAAGUAGCAAACCGCCAGUCAGGCUAGUUUGGUGAAAUAUGAUGAAAGAAAAGUAGCAAGUUAUAGAUAUAUGUUAUCAUAUUUUACCUCAUGCCCUUUCUAACAUUACUGUAACGCAGUGACAAAAUGUCUGUGAGCAAUGGUUUACGUGCCCUUUAAGCUCCAGCUUAUGUCUAGUAGCAGAGGCGAUGUGCAGUAACUGGUCAGAGUGUGUUUGUGAGCAUGUGUGUGUUUGUGUCCAACUGAGCGCGCUCCUGUCAUGUUCUGUUUCUGCCAAAGCGACAGUAGAGAUGGUAUCAGAUCAAUUUACCUUGAGUCAGGAAUAACAGGGCAUUGUCUGACUGUGCAAGCUCAUGUACCGUGCUCUCCUCACAGGAGAGGAUGAAGACGGGAGGGCUGGGAAAAGGCAACACAGAGGCUACUUAGGGAUUUUUUUCAAAAGAAAGCACUGACUGUGAUUUGAGCUGGUAGUUAUGUAGCAAAAGGAUGCUAAAAAGAAUCAAAUGCUUCCAAGAAAGGGACACUUGAGUUAAACGAGCUGUCUGGUGGACUUAAUACUGUGAUCCAAGAGAGCAACUUGACACUCCCAGGAUGUCACAUUUUAUGUUUUUGAAUAUUGUCUCUGUUAAUUAUUGUGUUUGGA